Molecule: messenger RNA, 1573 nt
Organism: Arachis stenosperma
Lineage: Eukaryota; Viridiplantae; Streptophyta; Magnoliopsida; Fabales; Fabaceae
Product: mannan endo-1,4-beta-mannosidase 7-like
Exons: 5
Coding region: 176-1450 (424 amino acids)
Molecular function (GO): hydrolase activity, hydrolyzing O-glycosyl compounds
Source: RefSeq, a predicted model, not a curated record
CUCUCAUCUUGCUUAACCACCACGCCCCUUUUCUGUAAUUUUCUCGCAUUUGGAUCACCUUUAUUCACUGAUGUGAAAUCUUAUAUAUUCCAACCGAGACACUUGCUCUAUAAACAAGGACAGAAUCUUCAUUUGCUUCAAAACCCAACAUACAUUGAGAUCACAACAACACACCAUGAUGAAGCAGUGGUUCUUUGGAGCUGGUUUGUUGGUUCUGUUAGUGGCAGUUGAAGUAGAAGCAGAUGGUUUUGUGAAGACAAGAGGGGUGCAGCUUGUGCUGAAUGGUAGCCCCUACUAUGCCCAUGGUUUCAAUGCUUACUGGCUCAUGUACAUGGCCUCUGAUCCAUCUCAGAGGACCAAGGUCUCCUCUACAUUUCAAGAGGCUUCAAAUAAUGGCCUUAACAUUGCAAGAACUUGGGCUUUCAGUGAUGGUGGAUAUAAACCUCUUCAAUACUCUCCUGGUUCUUAUAAUGAGCAAAUGUUCCAGGGGUUGGACUUUGUAAUAGCGGAAGCCGGAAAAUAUGGGAUAAAGCUUGUGUUGAGUUUGGUGGAUAACUAUGAGAAUUUUGGAGGGAAGAAGCAAUAUGUGGAGUGGGCAAGGAAUGAGGGUGGACAGUCCAUUUAUUCUGAGGACGAUUUCUUCACAAAUUCAGUUGUUAAGGGAUACUACAAAAAUCAUAUCAAGACUGUACUUACAAGACGUAACAGCAUCACUGGUGUUGCUUACAAAGAUGACCCAACCAUAAUGGCCUGGGAGCUUAUGAACGAAAUUAGGUGCAAAUCAGAUCAAUCAGGAAAUACAGUUCAGGGUUGGAUUAGUGAGAUGGCAUCUUACUUGAAAUCCAUAGAUGGAAACCACUUGCUAGAAGCUGGUCUUGAGGGUUUCUAUGGUCAAUCAAAGAGUGACUCUAAUCCCAACUUCCAAGUUGGAACAGAUUUUAUUGCUAAUAACCAAAUCCCCGCCAUUGAUUUUGCAACAGUCCACGCCUACCCUGAUCAAUGGUUAUCAAGCUCAAGCUAUGAAGAUCAAAUGUCUUUCUUGGGAAAGUGGCUAAAUGAGCACAUCCAAGAUGCACAAAACACCCUUCACAAGCCAAUACUAGUUGGGGAGUUUGGUGUUUCAACAAAGAGUUUUGGUUCUAACUUAGAACCAAGGGAAAGGUUUUACAACACCGUGUAUUCUGCCAUAUACUCAUCGGCAAGUGGUGGUGGUGCCGCUGUUGGCGGCUUGUUCUGGCAACUUCUGGCUCAAGGAAUGGAUUCGUUCCGAGACGGUUAUGAGGUUGUGUUAGAUGAGAACCCCUCCAUGGCUGCUUUGAUCUCUCAAGAGUCUCAGAAGCUGAACCGAAUUCGCAAGAUGUAUGCCAGACUUAGAAACAUUGAGAAGUGGAACAAAGCAAGGGAAAUCAGAAGCUCACAAUGGCAUGGUGGUUCUGAUGCCAGAAACUGAGAUAAGCUUCACCAUGCAAUAUGUCAUAUUACUAUAUAUUUUAUGAGUGAGUGAGAGUGAGACCGAGGAAACAAGAGUUGCCAAAUUUGUAAGCAUUGUUUGACAAUGAAUUGUUCUUCACAA